This is a messenger RNA of Hydra vulgaris (swiftwater hydra), 628 nucleotides long. Its product is annotated as proline rich transmembrane protein 1B. Lineage: Eukaryota; Metazoa; Cnidaria; Hydrozoa; Anthoathecata; Hydridae. The record is from RefSeq and is a predicted model, not a curated record. Gene Ontology annotation, cellular component: membrane.
GAUAAAGUGAAAGUAUAAACUCGAAGUUCUUUUUUACUUUAGCAAACAGUUUAUAUACCGUGCCUAGAACAGUUGAUAACUUAAUUUAUUUUCGAUUAAAAAAUGGAUCAAGAUUACAUCAAAAAAUGUUCUGAACCACCUCCUUAUAACCAAUCUACAACAAUGCCUGUGCAGCAACAAUUAGAUUUUAGAAAUACACCUCAAUAUCAAAACAGCAAUCAACCCCAGCAAUUUUACACUUCAGCUACUUUAACUGGAAAUCUACCUUACGCAAAUUCUUUUCCAACAACCGGCUAUGUAAUUCAACAACCUGUGGCAAUUGAUGUUAGACAAGUUCCAAGUAAUUAUAGUGUAGCCGCGUGGUUAACAUGUUUAUUCUGCUGUUGGCCUCUAGGACUUGUGUCAAUUAUUAAAUCUAACGAGGUCAACACAGCUAUUUUGUUAGGUGACCUUCCAAGGGCACAACUUGCUUCUCAAUCUGCUCGAAUGUUUGCUAUUGCAUCUUUGCUUUGUGGAAUUGGAAUCUUAAUUACAUUGAUAAUUUUAGUAGUUGGGGUUUAAAGCUUAUCUCACUCUUAUUGUUUUGUAAUUUUUAAAUUACUAAAAGAUAGGUUUAAUGCUGUGCAAA